AUGCGUUCGAUAUUACUUUCCACCUUGCUACUAGCCGCGUCAGCCGUCAAGGUCCUAGGCGUCGACACAUUGUUUACUCACCCGGGCACCUACGAUGAAGGCGACGAAGCAAUCAACAACCCUGUAUACAAGGAGGGCGAUACUAUCCUCAUCAAUUGGGUGACGGACCUGAAGCAGAUCACCGUCUACGUCUUCCAGCGUAACCCUGGCGACUUUUCCGGAACGACGCAGCUGGGAGAAUAUGUCCGAGAAAACGUAACGAGCAAGAGCACUUUCUGGAAGGUCAACCUCGGCGAGGACUCGUUCAACCGUACCGUCCCCAAGGGCGAGAUGCCCGUCCUGUACUUCGCCCUGUACAACCCCUCAGACGACGCCGUAAAGAUCAUCAAGUCGCAAGACUUCAACGUCUCCCUCUCCGACGCCGCCGAGACGUCUUCCACCACGACAAAGGGCUCCGCAGCUUCCACCAUCGCCGACGGCCCCGCCAAGACGAGCUCCGAAGCCGACGACGACGACAGCCUCUCCGCCGGUGCCGGCGCGGGUAUCGCGGUCGGCGCGACACUCGGUGUUCUCGCCCUCGCGGGAAUAGGAUUCUUCUUCUGGAGGAGAAUGAGGAGACCUCAGCCGCAGUAUCAACAACCCCAGCAGUAUCAGCAGUAUCAGCAAUACAACGUCCCACCGCCAGACCCCAAACCUCAGCAGCCGACCGAGCUAGUUGGUCACUACCAUCCUCAACAACAGCAGGGCCACAUCUACGAGGCCCCCUAA
Fusarium keratoplasticum is the source of this 768-nucleotide messenger RNA. RefSeq lists its product as uncharacterized. NCBI's taxonomy places the organism in Eukaryota, Fungi, Ascomycota, Sordariomycetes, Hypocreales, Nectriaceae. The transcript is spliced from 2 exons. The record is from RefSeq and is a predicted model, not a curated record. The coding region runs from base 1 to 768 and encodes 255 amino acids.